AUGUCCCCGCAUCUCUGCUUGAUAUACUACUCCCACUUCCCCCAAAACGCGAUAUCUCUGUCGCAGUCGCAUUCCCUGUCCUACUCCUGGAAGUUCGGCAAGCAGAUCCAGCGCCGGCAGCUUGAUCUCCCCGAAUAUGCGGCUAGCUUUGUCAAUUACAAAGCUCUCAAGAAGCUCAUCAAGCAAUUAAGUGCUACGCCUACAAUCCCUGCUCAAAGGACGGCCGAAGAGAUCGCCCAAGAUGGCCUUUUGGAUCCGCAAGCGUCGCUCCGGGCGAAUAAAGAAGUGUUCUUCUUCCGCUUGGAACGGGAGAUUGAAAAAGUCAAUGCUUUUUACCUACAGAAAGAAUCAGAAUUCUCCUUACGUCUCAAAACAUUAGUUGAUAAGAAGCGCGUCGUUCAGUCCCGGACUACGUCAAAUUCGAAAGCUCCAUCAAACUUUAUGGCACUAUUUGAAGGCCUACAGCAGUUCGACGGUGAUUUAAAUAAACUACAGCAAUUUGUGGAGAUCAACGAAACCGCCAUGUCCAAGAUUUUAAAGAAGUGGGAUAAAACGUCGAAAUCUCGCAUGAAAGAGCUCUAUUUGCAACGUGCAGUGGAGGUUCAACCUUGUUUCAACCGGGAGGUUCUUCGCGAUUUGGCGGAUCGAGCAACGGCAGCCCGCUUAGAGUUGGAAGCUUGGGCUGAAGGCGAAAAUAUGCAGUUUGACUCAUCAAGGCCUGCGGAACGCACCACUAUCCCUGGAUUUGGCACUGAAGAAGAAGAGUUAGAUCUUCAGAUCUUACAAUCCGCCUCAACUGGGAAUUUACAGACUCUGCGUGAAUGGCUGGUCAAGCUGCAAUCAUUCCCUGAUGCCCGUGACCGCGCGACGCGAACAUUUUUAACUGCGAUCAAUGGAUGUUCUGACGAGAUCAUCGCUCUUCUUCUGGAGAGUGGAUUGGUUGACAUUCAUGCGGAGGAUGAUAUCAACGAACGGAAUUGCCUUCACGAAGCUGCGAUUUCCGGUCGAGACUUUGUUCUUUCUGCUGGGAUCAAGGCAUCUGUGGAUAUUUCUUUAUCUGAUGUCUAUGGCCGCAUACCUCUUCAUUAUGCUUGCAUGCACGGCCGCGUAGACAUGGUGCGGGAGCUUUUAGAGGUAGGCCCACAGACGGUAGAUGUUAUGGACCAUGACAACUUCACUCCCUUGAUCCACAGCAUCGUGAAGCGUCAACUUGAAUGUGCCAGGCAGGUUUUGAUCAGCAAUGCACGUAUAGACCCAGCCUCCGAUACAGACCACAUUCCACUGAACCUCGCCUGCCAGCAUGGUUCAUUAGAGAUUGUGCAGAUGCUUUUGGAGCGAAAGGCUAAGGUGCUUCCCGACGCCGAGGGACUUUACCCCCAGCAUAUGGUAGCUCGCGCAUCACAAUCUCCGGAUUUGUUCCUAUUGUUGAGACAGCAUGGUGUGGACCUGAACCAGAGGGACAAGUUAUACCAAUGGACACCGCUUUUCCACGCAGCAAGUGAGGGCUGUGUACCAUGUCUACGGACGCUUUUGGAAAUUGGUGUUGAUGCACAGGUUUCAGAUGAGAAGGGCCUUUCGGCCAUGUAUUACGCUGCUUGGGAAGGGCAUCUUGAGUGCAUGCUGCUGCUCUGGGCCCAACCGAUAGAUAAUCAACCACCACAGCGGCCGCUUGAUGUCUUGAACGGAUUAAAAUUUCAAGAGCCUAGCUUUAUGGACACAUCUGACCGACGAGCAAGUUCUUCUGAGAUGGAGAUUGCCGAUGGAAUUCCUGAUCUUUCUCUUCCCCCUCCUUUCAUCCCCAUGCGACGAUAUGGCCACAAUUUCCUCGAUAAGAGGGCCUUCGUGCAACUACUAUUUGACCAAUCAAACGUCAACUCUAUCGCCUUCGACCAAGCUGGCAGACAUCCGGCCGCGCGGCUAACAAUCUCAUCGAAGGUUUCCGAUUUGAUUCCUCGCACAGUAAUGCUACCUAUUCAAGAUGACUCCCGCACAAUAUCCUUCCAUGUUGAUAAUUUGGACACUUUCGCUGUGGACUUCGAGAUCUUCCCUACUUUUGGAUCUAAGGUUAUCGCGAAGAGUGUGGCCUUACCAGUGGUCUUCCGUGCAGAAAGAUCUAGCGCGGGUACAUGUUGUCUUCCUCUAUUCGAUCCUCGUCUUCGGGCUAUAGGCCAGCUACGAUUCAAUUUCCAGGUUAUCAAACCUUACCACGGAGACCCACUGGAGAUCACACAUUUUGCAACAUACUGGAAGGCGACCGGCGCUAUCGACUCAGAGCACAAUGGAUUAAUUACUGGCUCUAGUUUAUCGGGCGAUUAUAUCCAAUUGUUCGUGCAAUUGACUCGGGAUCGGGUCCCUGUUCUUUACCCUCAGUUCCUCAUCAACCAUCAUGGAAUCGAUAUUCCCAUCUGCCAAUUGACACACAAACAAUUUCAGACCAUUGGUGCGGAACGAGGUGCCAAUAAAGCCCAGGCUCUACAAUUCUUGGAGGCCCAGGCACUCUACGAGAUGCCUAAAGCCCACCGCAUUCUUGCGGAGUCAUUCCUGUCACUCCAAGAUGUUCUGCAUGUAUUGCCAAUCGGUCUGAACGUCAACAUCUCGGUUAUCUAUCCAUCUAGUGCCGAGGAGAAAUCCCUUGAUAUGACUUCUCUGGCUGAUGUGAAUACCUUUGCUGAUGCCAUUUUGACCGAUGUUUUCCAUCACGCUCGGGAAUCUCGUGAUAAGAACCCAGACUUCAUGCGCUCGGUGGUGUUCACCUCCUAUAAUCCUAAUAUUUGCACCGCUCUGAACUGGAAACAACCCAAUUACCCUGUUCUUCUCUGCAAUGAUCUUGGCCAGAUUCGUGAUCUGGCUAGCAAUGUGGAUAUUCUUCCACAUGUGAACAGCAGUGGAAGAGCUUCCAUGUCGAUUAAGGAAUCUGCGCGUAUUGCUCAGAGCAAUAACUUCAUGGGCCUGAUUUGCCGCUCAAGUCUUCUUAAUGUUGUCCCCGCCCUCGUGGAGACUAUCAAAGAGCUUGGUCUCGUCUUGGUGGCUGAUACAUCCGAUGAGAAUACCGAGCCUGAGCGAAGGGGUUCCGUAACCACAGCCAACUCUAUAGGCGUCGCAGAAUGGGCUUACCGUAUGCCCGAGGGCGUGAAUGGUGCCAUGAAAGCUAAUGGCGUCUUAAGAUUCAACGACAUGGUCGACAUGUGA
Molecule: messenger RNA, 3189 nt
Organism: Penicillium angulare
Lineage: Eukaryota; Fungi; Ascomycota; Eurotiomycetes; Eurotiales; Aspergillaceae
Gene: phoC
Exons: 7
Coding region: 1-3189 (1062 amino acids)
Biological process (GO): glycerophospholipid catabolic process
Molecular function (GO): protein binding; glycerophosphocholine phosphodiesterase activity
Source: RefSeq, a predicted model, not a curated record